This is a messenger RNA of Arctia plantaginis, 13509 nucleotides long. Lineage: Eukaryota; Metazoa; Arthropoda; Insecta; Lepidoptera; Erebidae. The record is from the annotation of a GenBank genome assembly.
AUGGGUGACAAAAACGAUGAUAUCGAUCUUCGCCUUGAAUUCUUAAGUGAAUAUUUAUUGAAAACAUUAAAGCAGAAAAUUGACAAAUGGCAUAAGUUUAUGACCAGCGACGAUCGGAUUCUGACUAUUGGUGAAAUGUCUGGCAAUGUGUUGAUGGAUAUAGGAGUGUUAGCUGAGGAAGUGAUUGGUGCACUUCUUUGCAACCCUGAGAAUCAAAUAGGAUGGCCAAAAAUAGUAGAGAAUGAUAUGAAAAAGCACGUGCACAACUUAAAAAACUUGAUGCAACAGUUAAAAGGACAAAUGUCGAGUCAAGUGGUGCUUCCAAUGCCAGAUGGUGUCGAAAAUAUCUAUUACGCUGAGUCGAAACUCAAAGAAAGUAAUGGAGAAGAUGUGGACUUAUUUUUAAAAACAAAUGUAGAAGGAGCCCUUAUAAUGUGGACCCAACAAGUGCACGACUUAUUAGAAGAGGAUUCAUAUAUAGCCUUCAAAAGAACUUCCUUUCCGCUCCCAGCUGCGGAUAUUGACUUUUACUUACAACGUUUGCGUAACCUGGAGGGUAUAUAUGCACAACUAAGAGACCCUCGUGCCAAGAGGAUGGCUCACUACCUUGAAGAUACUCACAGUGUUUAUCUCAGUUGCUUCAAGACUAUGCUUACUAAUAUUGUUGCUGCUGUUGUUGAAUGUCGCGAUAUAUGCUUAUAUCAAAAACCACUAGUACCUCACUUUGAAAACUUUGAAGCAACUGACUUUUUGGACGCCGGACAUCUUAUCAGGCCGAUGUUUCACUGUAUUGGAAUGUUGUGGGGUAAUUCUAGAUAUUACUGCAAUGUGGAGAAGCUCAUUCCGUUGCUCCGUGAAGUAUGCAACUUAGUCAUUCAGCAAUGUACGAAUUCGAUUGAUCCACCUUCGAUUUUUCAAGGGGAUGUAGAGGAACAACUCUUAAAGCUUAGGAACGCUUUAAAAUUAUUAAAUCAUUUCAUAGACACUUAUGAAAUGAACAGACAUAAAGUAGCGACGUUUUUCCCCCCCGGUGUGAUGCCAGUCGGUUGGUCUUUCGAAUUUGAUCGAGUCUUCAUGCGGUUUAAUACAUACAUGAAGCGCUUAAAAAUGAUUGAGAAUAUUUUGGAAGCCACAAUGGAAAUACUGAAGUUGGAAAAAGUAGAGUUCUGUGGAUUACGAGGCAAGACAUUGAGCAGAGAAUGUGUAAAAGUAUUGGAAGAAUAUCAGUUGAAGUAUGCACAAUUGGGUACUUUAGCUUACGACCCUGCUGAUCCUGAAGAUGAAUCUUUUACAGAAGAUUACGAGAAGUUUCAAGCUAUACUAGAAGAUACUGAUCGCAAACUUGCAUCGUUGUUCACACAAGGUCUUCAGGAAUGUAAUGAUUUGGAUCAUUUCUUUAAGUUCUUUCAAAUUAUAGGAGAUUUGUUCCAUCGCCCUAUUAUAAAAGCGGAAUUAAAGCCCUUGCUUCCUAAACUACUUGAUUUAAUGCAUACUAACUUAGAUCAUUUAAAAGAAAUAUUUGACGAAGAGAUGGCGAAAAUGAAAAGUAGUAAAGAAAAGCCAAUGAUAGAUAAUUACCUGCCGCCAGUUGCGGGUAUAUUGUGGUGGAUCCAUAAAUUGCGCCAGAGAAUACAAGAACCAAUGGAAGAGUUUAUAUUAUUUGAAGACCCGAUAAUAGAAACGGAGUAUGCAACAUACUUGAAGCAGAAGGUUAAUGAAAUGCUCGGGUACCUAAACUCAGUUGCAGAUUCACAAUUCAGAGUAUGGUGUCCCACUGUACCACAAAUAUGUAAACUGCAACUGGCGAAGAACUUACUUUACAGGGAGCCCCCUUUCGUACGAAACAAUUUCAGCCCAGAGUUACAAACUUUGUUAAGAGAAAUACGCUACAUGAAGUAUUUAGAUAAGCAGGGCAUACCGCCAGAGGGUCUUGAGUUAUACGACAGGAAUGAGAAGUUACAGCACGAUUUAAAUCUUUUAAAUCGAGCUAUUGCAUGGUACAACGCUAUUAGAGAAGGUAGCCAUGAGACAGAAGUAGCGCUCAUAGAAAAGGAAAUUUCUGCUAUAGACGUUUUACUAGGGCGUGGCGUUGAAGAACUUACGUGGAACGAUGACUUUACGGAUUGGAUGACAGAGGUGUAUACAGCUAUCAAUACGCUUCAAGAACGCGUUUUAACCGCCCAAAACAAUAUAAAGGAAGGCCUAGAAGAUAUUGAACGCUGGGGUAAAAUCCCGCUGCACAACCGUAAAGAGAACCCAGAUAAAUUAGAGCUUCUCGCUGUCAAUGAACGACAUUCACGAUUUGUUAAGAGACGUAAUAAGAUACUAGAAAGCUGGGAAGACUUUCAAGAUAUUUUAGAAGAGAAUUAUAAAUUAUAUUUCAAUAUACAAGUUGAAGAAGAUAUAGAAUCUGAAGAAGAAAAGUUAGAACCAGUUGAUGAGACAACUUUGGAUAGUGACGAAAAGGAAGCACGAGCACAAAUGCUCAGAGAAAUUGAGCAACGCCGUAUAGAAAGACAAUUAGCUAAAGAAGAGCGGGAGAGACUCAAGGCUGAAGCAGAAGCUUUAAAGCAGCAGAGACGAGAAGCACGUCGUUUAAGAGAAGCUGAAAGAGAAGCUGAAAUAGAAGCACAAAGAGAAGAAGGUGUAACGGAAGAAUUGACAGUUGAGGAAAUAACAGAUCCAGAAGAACUCGCUGAUAUAGAAGCUGAAAGACUUGAAAAGGAAGAAGAGGCUUUCAGGGCGGAGCGUUGGCCAGACUAUGUUAAAUACAUCGAUUCGCUCGUUUCUAAACAAAUUAUAAAGGCAGUGCAAACGAGUGUAGACUUAUUUGAGAUUCAAACUAACUUAGAAAAAGGGCCAGGGGUUGCACUUAUGGAAAUUGUAGCCGAACUGAGAGAUCCAGAUAUUUUCUUUAGUCCUUCAUUAGACGUAGAAGAACCAGAUGGAUUGUAUGAUACAAUGAGAGAAAUGAUGAAAGAUAUGUUUCUGCAAACUACCCUAUUUCCUAGAAUAAGCCCAAUAGUACCCAAAGAGACUUAUGAAGAUGAUUUGGUUAAUGAAGAUGAAUUGAUCGAACUGUACCACGAAAUUUUGAAAAGAAUUGAAAGUGGUAUUCAUGCUAUCGUAUCUUACUCUUCGAAAUAUGAAAAAUAUACGCACUUAUGGAUGGAAGAUAGGCAGGAGGUACUUGCGGGUUUCUUAAAGUAUGGUCGUUUUAUACCUCCAGAGGAGUUAGAUAAAUACAAAUUUGAGAAUGGAGGGAUUGAACCUCCAGAAGCGAAGCCAAAACUAGAACAAUAUCAGAAGGAGAUUGAUAAAUACAAUGCAUUGUAUAAUGAAGUGGCGGCAUUACCUUCUGAAUAUCUUUGUAAUGGAUGGUUGAAGUUAGAUUUAAAGAAACUUAAUCAAGCUAUUAUGAAUAUAGCAUGCAAGUGGAGUAAUUUGUACAAAGAAAAUUUAAAAGCACAUGUUCACAAAAGCCUCAAUGAUCUUGAGGAGUUCAUAGAAUAUGCAACAAAAGAAUUGUCCGUGGAAUUAGCAGAAGACGACUAUGAAGGAUUACUCAAAGUUAUGGCUGUAUUAAAUGAGGUACGCGCUAAGCAAGACAGUGAUACAGAUCAUAUGUUCGAGCCCUUGAGAGACGUUAUGUAUGUCCUCCACGAGUACGGUGUUGAGUUUAACGAAGAAACUUAUGACCAGCUGGACUGUUUACCUGAAAAGUGGCGAAACUUAGUAAAACUGGCGACAGUCGUAAAGAAUAAUGUAGCACCGCUACAGGCCACACAAGCUGCGCUCAUAGCGAAACGCGUGGCGCUCAUCAACCUUCGGUUAACUAUGUACAGGGAGCAAUUCAGGGACAAAGACGUAUUCUUGGAGUCAUGUAAAGAGCCCUAUAGAGCUGUUGACAAUAUUAAUAAAGAGUUAGUAAACUAUGAAGAGAUUCUAAAGGCUUUAAAGAAAUCUUGCGGUCUAUUUGAUAUUCAACCGCCCGAUGAAAAGAACCUAAAACAAUCUCAGCGUGAAUUAAAACUUAUCAAGCAACUAUGGGAUUAUUACUUCUUGGUGUUUAGAACUAUUGAAUUUUGGAAGAAGUCACCGUGGAAGAAGAUUGAUGCCGAUGGAAUGGACCAGGAAUGUAAAAGAUUCACCAAGGACCUGAGACAGCUGGACAAGGAGAUGAGAACAUGGGAACCAUACAUGGCAACCGAAUCUACAAUAAAAAACUUGAUGACAUCCUUGCGAGCAGUUACUGAUCUACAAAACCCAGCUAUCAAGGACAGACAUUGGCUUGAACUUAUGAUGGCAACCAAGGUAAAGUUCCAUAUUGAUGACGACACGACUUUAGCAGAUUUGUUAGCACUUAACCUCCACAAAUACGAAGAGGAGGUGAAAACUAUUGUCGAUAAGUCUGUCAAAGAGGCUGCUAUGGAAAAAACUCUACGGGAACUGGAGGUAACAUGGUCGCAAAUGGAGUUUGAUUCUACUAUACAUGACAGGACUGGACUCAAACUUCCAAAAGCUAGCGAAGAACUAAUUGAAAUUCUAGAAGAUAAUCAAAACCAAAUACAGAACAUGAUGUCAUCAAAGUUCGUCGGUUUUUACGAGAAAGAAGUGACAGCUUGGCAGAAGAAACUAGGUGCGGCAGACGCUGUUAUCUCAUUGUGGUUCGAGGUGCAACGGAAGUGGCAAUACUUGGAGAGCAUAUUCGUGGGAUCUGACGACAUCAGGGCUCAGUUACCUGAAGACUCUAAAAGAUUCGAUUCUGUCGAUUCACAAUUUAAGGUCCUAUUAAAAGAUAUAGAAAGUACCCCGAAUGUCAUUGAAGCUACAAACAAGCCGGAACUACUGGAAAAGCUUGAAGAUUUAAUGGAAGCCUUGAACCUUUGUGAGAAGGCGCUUAAUGAUUACCUCGAGACUAAGCGAUUAGCUUAUCCUCGCUUCUAUUUCGUGUCUUCUGCUGAUUUACUUGAUAUAUUAUCAAACGGCAACAACCCACCGGCCGUUUCUCGUCACCUGCCUAAGUUGUAUGACAACUUGGCAAAGCUAGUGUUUACUAAACCUGGCAGUAAGCAAGCAUUCGAGAUGAUCUCUAAGGAGAAUGAGGAGCACGUACCUUUUAAAGCACCAUGCUGUGACUGUUCUGGAAAGGUCGAGACAUGGCUGAAUCGAGUGACAGACUGUAUGCGUUACACUCUACGAGAUAUAUUCGAGCACAGCGUGAAAUCUUACGAUGACAAACCUCGAGACGAAUGGGUGUUCGAUUGGCCGGCACAGCCAGCGCUCGUUGGGACCCAGAUCUGGUGGACAACGGAGACGAACCAGGCAUUUGAAAAAUUAGAAGAAGGUUACGAAAAUGCAAUGAAAGAUUACCAAAAGAAGCAAAUCAAUCAAUUGAAUGCUUUGAUCGUUUUGCUCUUGGGUGAUUUGAGCGUCGGUGACCGACAAAAGAUCAUGACCAUCUGUACUAUUGAUGUACACUCGAGAGAUGUCGUUGCUAAGCUUAUUUUAGCCAAGGUGGAGAAUUCUAAUGCUUUCCAAUGGCAAAGUCAGUUAAGACAUCGGUGGUGUAAUAUCGUCAAUAAUUGUUUUGCAAAUAUUUGUGACGCCCAAUUCGUCUAUGACUAUGAAUACUUGGGAAAUACACCACGUCUUGUCAUCACACCGCUAACUGAUCGUUGCUAUAUCACAUUGACACAGAGUUUACACUUAAUAAUGGGUGGCGCUCCAGCUGGACCUGCUGGUACUGGUAAAACAGAGACGACCAAAGACUUGGGCAGAGCUUUAGGCAUUAUGGUCUACGUAUUUAAUUGUUCCGAACAAAUGGAUUAUAAGUCUUGUGGAAACAUCUAUAAAGGUCUCUGUCAGACCGGCGCAUGGGGUUGUUUUGAUGAAUUUAAUAGAAUCUCGGUAGAAGUCUUGUCUGUAGUAUCGGUGCAAGUAAAGAGUGUGCUAGAUGCAAUCAAGGCAAAAAAGAAAAAGUUUGACUUUAUGGGGGAGCACAUAACUCUUAUACCUACCAUAGGCAUGUUCAUCACUAUGAACCCUGGCUAUGCUGGUAGAACUGAGUUGCCUGAGAAUUUGAAAGCACUAUUCAGGCCAUGUGCUAUGGUUGUCCCAGAUUUUGAGCUGAUUUGUGAGAUCAUGUUAGUUGCUGAAGGUUUCCAGGAAGCCCGUUUGUUAGCUCGCAAAUUCAUCACUCUUUAUACAUUGUGUCGAGAGCUGCUUUCUAAACAAGACCAUUAUGAUUGGGGCUUAAGAGCUAUCAAAUCUGUUCUGGUAGUUGCUGGGUCUUUAAAGAGAGGUGACCGAUUAAGACCAGAGGAUCAGGUGCUUAUGAGGGCUUUAAGAGAUUUUAAUAUACCGAAAAUUGUUACUGAUGAUAUGCCAGUGUUUAUGGGAUUAAUUGGUGAUCUAUUUCCUGCCCUUGAUGUUCCAAGAAAACGUGAUUUAGAUUUCGAAAAACACUUAGUAGAUGGAGCUUUAUCUAUGAAGCUACAACCGGAAGCUGGUUUUAUUUUAAAAAUGGUGCAACUAGUUGAAUUAUUUGCUGUGAGACAUUCAGUUUUCAUAGUUGGAUUUGCUGGAACUGGCAAAUCUAUGGUGUGGCAGUGUCUUAACAAGACUUACCAUAUGCUAAAAAUGAAGCCAUUUUAUAACGACUUAGACCCUAAGGCCGUAACGAACGACGAAUUAUUCGGUAUAAUCAAUCCAACGACGCGAGAAUGGAAGGAUGGUCUAUUCUCGACAAUCAUGAGAGACAUGGCCAAUAUGCCUGGAGAUGGUCCCAAGUGGAUUGUGCUUGAUGGAGAUAUUGAUCCUAUGUGGAUUGAAAGUCUUAAUACGUUAAUGGAUGAUAACAAAGUAUUGACGUUAGCAAGUAACGAACGUAUUGCUUUAAAUAAAACUAUGAGACUGUUAUUCGAGAUCUCCAACCUGAGAACAGCUACACCCGCUACGGUGUCGCGUGCGGGCAUUCUUUAUAUCAACCCACAAGAUUUGGGAUGGAAUCCGUACGUUGCAUCAUGGAUAGACACAACGCGUGACAACGAAUCAGAAAAAGCUAUGUUGACGGUGAUGUUCGAUAAAUACAUACCUUCGCUACUUGAGUCGUGCAAAAAAUAUAAACGCGUUACGCCAUUAACAGAGCUUCAGCAAAUUCAACUUACGUGCUACUUACUUGAAUGUUUUUUGAAUAAAACCUUGUUACCUUCUGAUUGCCCCAAGGAAUGGUAUGAAAUAUACUUCGUAUUUGCUGUAAUUUGGGGUUUCGGUUCAGCUUUAUUUCAAGAUCAGUUGGUUGACUGGCGUAAUGAAUUUAGCAAGUGGUUUAGUAAUGAGUUUAAACAAAUUAAGUUUCCUAGUACGGGGAACGUUUUCAGUUUUUUCAUAGACCCCGAAACAAAGAAAUUUCUACCAUGGUCUGAAAAAGUAGAAAGCUUUGAGUUAGAUCCCGAUUUACCUCUUCAGUCAUGUUUAGUAUCGACAUCUGAGACGACUCGAACUAGGUUUUUCAUGGACUUAUUGAUUGCAAAGUCCAAACCAGUAAUGUUGGUGGGUAGCGCAGGGAGCGGCAAAUCAGUCUCAGUAGCUGCAAAGCUCAAUUCAUUACCGGACUCAUACGCGGUUACGAAUGUUCCUCUGAACUUUUAUACUACAUCAGAAAUGAUACAGAAAGUGUUGGAGAAGCCUUUAGAGAAAAAGUCAGGGAGAAACUACGGCCCUCCGGGCGGUAAGUUCAUGAUCUACUUCGUGGAUGACAUGAACAUGCCAGAAGUGGACACCUACGGCACUGUGCAACCGCACACGCUUAUUAGACAGUUCAUGGAUUAUCGACACUGGUAUGAUAGACAGAAGUUAACACUGAAAGAUAUAUCGCAAUGCAUGUUCUUGGCGUGCAUGAACCCAACGGCUGGCUCUUUUACUAUUGAUUCGAGACUGCAAAGGCAUUUCUGCACCUUUGCCAUUAGUUUUCCAGGCAUGGAUGCCUGCCACCAUAUCUACAAGCAGAUACUCUCACAGCACUUAAGCAAUGUUAAUAAUAAAUAUGUAACUCCAGUUAUUCGUUAUGCCGAGACACUGGUCUCAACAGCACUCUUGUUGCAUAGCAGACUAGCCGCCACCUUUUUGCCUACAGCCAUCAAGUUCCACUACAUAUUUAAUUUGAGGGACUUAUCCAACAUAUUUCAGGGAAUAUUAUUUACUACCGGCGAUGCUAUAAAAACUCCUUCCGAAUUAAUAAGAUUGUGGAUGCAUGAAGCAACACGCGUUUACUCGGACAAACUUGUGAAUGCUGCUGACAAUGAUACGUUCGCCAAAUUAGCCGUAGAGGUUAUUAGAAAGAACUGUGAGGAAUUCGAAGAAAACGUAGUGUUUGCAAAGCCCUUAAUUUACUGUCACUUUGCUGAGGGUGUCGGCGAUCCUAAAUACUUUCCCAUUAGAGACUGGCCGCAUAUCAAAAAAUUACUUGACGAGUCGUUAUCUGCAUACAACGAUAUUGUCGCUACAAUGAACUUAGUGUUGUUCGAGGAUGCAAUGUACCAUAUUUGCAGAAUUAACCGCAUUAUGGAGGCUCCUCGUGGGAAUGCGCUUCUGGUUGGUGUUGGAGGCUCUGGAAAACAGUCUCUCUCUCGAUUAUCUGCAUUCAUCUCUUCGCUCGAAGUUUUUCAGAUACAGCUCCGUAAAGGAUAUAGCAUAAAUGAUUUAAAAGUGGACUUAGCUGCAUUGAACCUAAAGGCGGGUUUGAAGAAUAUUGGCUGCAUGUUCCUAAUGACCGACAGUCAAGUAGCCGAGGAAAGAUUUUUGGUACUUAUAAAUGACUUACUAGCCUCCGGUGAAAUACCAGAGUUGUUUGCAGACGAUGAAUUAGAAAACCUUAUCAACGGUGUUAGAGCCGAGACAAAAGCUACAGGGGUUCCUGAUACGCGUGAGAAUUGUUGGAGAUUCUUUAUCAAUCGUGUAAGAUCAAUGCUGAAGGUGGUGUUGUGUUUCUCUCCGGUGGGCGCAACUCUGCGCAUCCGCGCUCGUAAGUUCCCAUCUAUUGUAAGUUGCAGUGCCAUAAAUUGGUUCCAUGCAUGGCCUCAGGAAGCUCUACGAUCUGUGUCUCAACGGUUUCUUGCUGAAGUGGAAACAUUGCCGCCAGACCUAGUGCAAGCAGUCGCGAUCUUUAUGUCUCAUGUGCAUGAAAGUGUGAACAAUAUGUCAGAAAUUUACUUCCAAAACGAACGGCGGUACAAUUAUACAACGCCCAAAACCUUCCUUGAACAGAUAGCGCUCUACGGUAAACUCCUUAAUGAAAAGAACCGGGAUCUUAAAAUGAUGAUUUUACGACUCGAAAAUGGGUUAGAGAAAUUAGCCUCCUGUGCCAAUGAUGUCGCUGUGCUUAAGGUUACGCUAGCUGAGCAAGAAAUAAUAUUAAAAGUGAAAAAUAAAGCAGCUGAGGCACUGAUCGAAGUUGUUGGUGCUGAAAGUGAAAAAGUUUCUAAGGAGAAGGCGUAUGCCGCUGGAGAAGAAAAGAAAGUGAAAGUGAUUGAAGAAGACGUUACAAUAAAGGCCAAGAUCUGUGCGGAUGACUUGGCUAAAGCCGAACCCGCAUUGAUUGCGGCCCAAGAAGCUUUAAACACACUAAACAAGAAUAACCUAACAGAGUUAAAAGCUUUCGGUUCGCCACCAGACGCAGUCGUCAUGUUGUUGAUGGCAAAAGUAGAUCAGUUUUUAAACGACUUGGUGUAUUACGAUAAAGAGAAUAUUCACCCUGACGUAAUUAAGGCUGUACAACCUUACAUCAAGAAUCCGGAGUUCAAUCCAGACUUCAUUCGGUCGAAGUCUGCAGCGGCGGCCGGUCUUUGUGCUUGGGUUAUCAAUAUCGUCAAAUUCUAUGACGUGUACGUAGUGGUAGAACCUAAGCGUCGAGCACUCCUCGCUGCUAAUGCUGAGCUACAAGCUGCGAGGGAUAAAUUAUCAUACCUAACCGAUCAAAUUGCUGAAUUAGAAGAAAAAUUAGCUGGAUUAAUGAAAGCGUUCCAAGAAGCUGUAAACGAGAAGAUGAAAUGCCAAGCUGAAGCAGAUGCUACUAAUGCUACAAUUGACUUAGCAAACAGAUUAGUCAAUGGACUUGCUUCAGAGAAAAUACGGUGGUCAGCAACAGUGGUAAACUUAAAAGAGUCGGGAGUGUUAUUAACUGGUGACGUACUAUUGGUGACCGCUUUCAUUUCAUACGUCGGUUGUUUUACACGAAGUUAUCGCCUCCAGCUUAUUAAUGAAGAUUGGGUGCCAACGCUUGCCAAGUCUAAUCCUAAAAUUGAAACAACGGAAAAUCUAGACUUAAUUGCGAUGUUGACUGACGAUGCGCAGAUAGCAACGUGGAAUAAUGAGGGUCUGCCCACGGACAGUAUGAGUACAGAGAAUGCAACGAUUCUUACCAACUCAGCGCGCUGGCCGCUCAUGAUCGACCCUCAGUUGCAAGGUAUUAAAUGGAUAAAAUCUAAAUUUGGCGAAACACUAGUAGUAAUUCGUCUAACGCAGCGUAACUACUUAGAUCGGAUAGAGCGUGGGGUCUCUAAUGGAGACGUUGUAUUACUUGAGAAUAUCGGCGAGACUGUUGACGCUGUCCUUGACCCUUUACUCGGCAGAGUGCUUAUUCGUAAAGGAAAAGUGCUAAAGAUAGGGGACAGAGAGAUAGAUUAUCAUCCAAGGUUCCGCUUUAUACUGCAAACGAAAUUGGCUAAUCCACAUUAUCAACCGGAAAUGCAGGCUCAGUGCACUCUCAUUAACUUUACUGUAACUAAAGAUGGUUUAGAGGAACAGCUUCUGGGUGAAGUAGUGAAAGCUGAGCGGCCUGACUUGGAAUCAUUGAGAGUCGGUUUGACCAAACAACAAAAUGAUUUCAAGAUCACUCUAAAGACGUUAGAAGACGACUUGCUCAAGCGACUGUCAUCUGCUGGGCCAGAUAUAUUGAGCGAUUCAGCUCUAGUCAUCAACUUGGAAAUCACAAAAAAGACUGCUGCUGAUAUUGAAAUCAAAGUAGAAGAGGGUAGAGUCACCGCAAUCAAGAUUGAUGAAGCUAGAGAGAGAUAUAGACGAGCUGCCGAUCGGGCAUCUCUACUGUACUUCAUCUUGAACGACCUCUCCAAGAUCAAUCCGAUGUACCAGUUCUCUCUAAAGGCGUAUAGCGUCGUGUUCAAGGAAGCAUUGUUUGCGGCUGAAAGCGGUAACGACUUGGAGAAGCGUGUUCAAAACUUGCUUGAUAGUAUCACAUUUUCUGUAUUCAUGUAUACUAGUCGAGCGCUCUUUGUUAGAGAUAAACUCGUGUUCCUGUUUUUCAUGACUCUUCAGAUUCUACAAUCAGAUGGCAGAUUGGAUUCACGGGAGGUAGAUUUCUUGCUGAAGUACGCAGUGGCGCCAGAAAAUUCACCAUUUCCCUGGCUAUCUAACACUUCUUGGGGUGGUAUAGUGGCUCUCUCCAAGAUGGAUGCUUUUGAAGACCUCGAUAAGGAUAUUGAGGGUGCUUCUAAAAGGUGGCAAAAAUAUACGGAGGGCGAAGCUCCGGAGAGGGACAAAUUGCCGGGUGACUGGAAGAACAAAUCCGCAUUACAGCGACUCUGUAUAAUGAGAGCACUCCGCGCAGAUAGAAUGUCAUAUGCCUCAAGCGCGUUUUGUGAAGAAAAUCUGGGAACGAAGUAUGUUGAAGCGCGAUCGCCGCCUUUGGAUAAAUCUUACCAAGAGAGCAAUUGUACAACUGCCAUGUUUUUCAUACUUUCACCUGGUGUUGAUCCAUUGAAGGACUUGGAAAAACUAGGCCGUAAAGUGGGCUUUGCGAAUGAUAAGAAGAAUUUCCACAUAGUAUCUUUAGGUCAGGGUCAAGAGGUAGUGGCCGAAGAAGCUAUGGGUAUUUCUUCAGUCCGUGGUCACUGGGUUAUCUUGCAAAAUAUUCAUUUGGUGGCAAAGUGGCUUUCUACUUUAGAAAAGAAAAUGGAAGAAUGUUUCGAAAAUCCACAUGAAAACUAUCGCUUAUAUCUGAGUGCUGAGCCAGCGGCGGACCCCGCAUACCAUAUCAUACCGCAGGGUAUUCUGGAGUCAGCAAUCAAAAUAACCAAUGAACCACCGAUUGGUAUGUGGGCAAAUUUACACAAGUCCCUGGAUAACUUCAGUCAGGAGACGUUAGAAAUGUGUAGCAAGGAGGCAGAAUUCAAAUCUGUUUUAUUCGCACUCUGCUACUUCCACGCUGUUGUCGCCGAAAGGCGCAAAUUCGGUCCCCAGGGCUGGAACAGAAUUUAUCCAUUCAACUUCGGCGAUUUAACGAUUUGUGUCUACGUAUUGUACAACUAUCUGGAGGCGAACCCUCGUGUGCCCUGGGAGGAUUUGCGCUAUCUAUUUGGUGAAAUCAUGUACGGAGGUCAUAUUACCGAUGACUGGGAUAGGCGGUUAUGUCGAACAUUUCUGCUGGAAUAUAUGGCACCGGAACUUGUGGACGGUGAACUGCAACUGGCACCUGGAUUCAUAUCGCCUCCUAACUCUGACUAUGUGGGUUAUCACACCUACAUUGAUGACUAUCUGCCAGAUGAAACUCCAUACCUCUACGGUCUUCAUCCUAACGCCGAGAUUGGUUAUUUGACCACAGUAUCUGAAAGGCUUUUUAGUGUCGUAUUCGAGAUGCAACCUAGAAAUACCGGUGCACAAGCUGGGGGAGGAGGUAGCAAAGAGGAAGCUGUCCGCGCAAUAAUAGAAGACUUCUUGGACAGAGUGCCGGAGCCUUUCAAUUUGCAAGAGUUGAUAGGCAAGGUAGAAGAAUUGACGCCAUACACUAUUGUAGCACUACAGGAAUGCGAGAGAAUGAAUCGACUUAUGGGAGAGAUUCGAAGAUCUUUAAAGGAAACAGAGUUAGGACUUAAGGGUGAACUGACCAUUAGCAGCGAUAUGGAGAAGCUGAUGGAGUCACUAUUCAUGGACAAAGUGCCGGAAUCCUGGACAAAACUGGCAUAUCCAAGUCUUUUAGGCCUCGCCGCCUGGUUCUCUGAUCUCUGCCUCAGGUUAGGUGAGCUAGAGAACUGGUCCGGUGAUUUCAAUUUACCACCGGCGGUGUGGUUGGCUGGAUUUUUCAAUCCGCAGUCAUUCUUGACUGCUAUUAUGCAGCAGACGGCGCGAAAGAAUGAUUGGCCGUUAGAUAAAAUGUGUCUGAAUUGUGACGUCACUAAGAAGAACAGACAGGAUUUUAAUGCCCCACCACGAGAGGGUGCCAAUAUUUCUGGGCUGUAUAUGGAGGGCGCACGCUGGGACACUACUACCGGUGGCAUUGUUGAGUCACGUAUGAUGGAGCUGUUCCCAGUUAUGCCGGUCAUCUUUAUCAAGGCGGUGACGCAAGAUAAGCAGGACACACGCAGCGUCUACGAAUGCCCUGUCUAUAAGAUUCGUAUGCGAGGUCCUACUUUUGUGUGGACGUUCAAUUUGAAGACCAAAGACAAGCCAACUCGUUGGACACUCGCCGGCGUCGCUCUUCUUCUAGGCGUUUAG